Molecule: messenger RNA, 625 nt
Organism: Drosophila novamexicana
Lineage: Eukaryota; Metazoa; Arthropoda; Insecta; Diptera; Drosophilidae
Product: microtubule-associated protein Jupiter-like
Exons: 3
Coding region: 31-297 (88 amino acids)
Source: RefSeq, a predicted model, not a curated record
UCGUAUCUAAAUUGAUAUUAAAAAUCAACAAUGGACGAUUCGCAAGCUUUUAAUCAAAACUCCGAUAUGGGCGACAAAAUCUCGGAGCCAAAAUACGAGACCAACGACCAAGCAUCGAAUUGCUCACGCAAUCCCAUCACCGGCAUGGGCUUGAAUGGAGAUGGUGUCGGUGGUCUGAAGCCCAAAAUAGCCAAGAACCGAGCUGGCAAUCCGGUUACAGGCGAGGGCUACAAAUCUGGUCACACCGAUAUGGAAGUGCUCCGAAAAAUAAGUCGUCGACCAGGUCCAUUUUCCUAAGCAGCUCGAUCAAUUGGUUUAUUUGCCACAAGAAGACGCCCAACAUUAGCUCCAUGUCGAGUUGCCUUUGUUUAACCACACGACGCUGUUUUCCAUUUUAAUUAUACAAUUUUGCAGCUCGAUAUUGCGACUACUCGGGUUUGUGGUUUAUUUCAAGGCUGCUUUUGAACCGAACCUGGUUCAAAGCCGCAAUUUCAGUUUACUUUUAGCCAUGAGCCAAAGCAGUUGCCCGAAAGAACAGCGGAACCGAAACACUUUUUAUAGAAACUUAAUAGGAAUGACGAUAUUUUUCAAAAAUGCUUUAGCUUCAAAAUAAAACAAUUUGAUG